This is a messenger RNA of Aspergillus wentii DTO 134E9, 1419 nucleotides long. RefSeq lists its product as uncharacterized. Lineage: Eukaryota; Fungi; Ascomycota; Eurotiomycetes; Eurotiales; Aspergillaceae. The record is from RefSeq and is a predicted model, not a curated record. Bases 1 to 1419 code for a protein of 472 amino acids. The transcript has a single exon.
AUGACUACAUCACCACCUCGUCCUGAGGAGAGUUCUAUCCUGGGUGAAUCCUGGGUAGUCCCAUCGUCUACUCAUACGAAGGAAGAAGAGCAGCAGCAGCAAUCCAACAAGGGAUAUGAACCCGAUGAAGCCAACCAAAGCCCUCAUCAACCAGAAGGAGAUAAGCCAAAUACAUCACCGUCGAUGAGAGAACCUGCGGCUACCAUAUCUGGCCCGGAGCUUAUUAUGCCCUCGAUCUGCGAGGCGCCUAUUUCGGAAGCAUCAUGGGUUGCGCCAGCUUUGCGAUCUCGAGAGCAACCGUCUUCGCCUUCCCUGAAACGAAGACACAGGACAUCAAGAAAAACGCCAGAGACUGAGAACAAGAAUGCUCUCAUCGCGAGUAAACAAGAACGGGUUCCCCCACCAGCGCUAGAAGAGCAGACAAAUGGGAUCUUAGCCCGUGUCUCGAGAAUAGCAGUCGCCAGUGGACGCAUAACCCUCAAUCUUCUUCUCGCGGCUAGCAUAUUCCACAUGCUCAUCCUUCCAGAGGUUUUUUAUCAGUACCGAGACCUCUGUGAGAUAUCGACAGUAUCGUCCUUCUAUCCCACCAGCUGUACGCCUGUCGCAUCUUACCCCCAACCUCAACCGCAAGCCGAUCACCAGCAUAAACCACCGUCACCGUCAUCGUCACCAUCCAGAUACAACACGGUAAUCACCUCCCAGGCACAGCUGGAAUCCCUCUUCCACACCACACUGCAGGAAAUGGCCCCGUUCAACAGCACUCUGAAACAAAGCGAAUCCAUGCUUCGAGAUAUCCAAACCGAAUUGAAACAAACCCUCCCAGGCAUGAAACACGAACUCGACCUCGAAUUCGACGGCUGCUGGCACGCUCUCCGCGCAGCGAUUCGGAAAUUCGACUCCCUCAGAGCAGACAUCCAAUCUGCAGUCGACAGUUUAGUCGCCGCCGGGAACCUCGGCACCGUAACACCCAGAGAUAGUACGCAACACUCAUCCUCCCAUGCAGAAGUAGCCAAAGACGCGCGGCUCUCAACCCAAAUGGUGAGGCGGGAACAGUAUCUCGCCCAAUUGACAUCGCGCAUGCAGUCAAAAUCUGAUUCUCUCGCAAACGACUUUGCCACGCUGGCUGACCAUCUCGAAUCCAUCCAAAGCGUCGUGGACCGGGACUCGAACCAGAAAUACCAACUCCCUCCCAUCCUGUCAGAGUCGCUAGACAGCAAUAUCGGUCUCGGGUUCCGAGCACUGGUCAAUAACAUCCCCUCGUUAUUUCGUCCAGCCGGGGAUGCUGCCUCUGCUGAGAUACCUUCAGAUGAGUCUGUCCCCAGACGAUUUCGGGAUGCAGCGAGCUAUCACCUCCCUGUUGCAAAGGUAGUUCGGGGAUUGUUGCAUCGAUUGGAAGGGUUGCAGAAGAAAGAUGUAUGA